UUGCGAAAACCAAAGAAUCUCAACACUGAGCCCAGGAAAAAUCUCCUCUUGCCCCUUUUCGCCGUGAAGUCAUUUCUUGUACCAACAUUCCCGUCAACACGAACCUCCAGUUGUCGCCUGUUGAUUCGCAGAAAGCAGUUCGGUUUCCACAAGCUUGUUCAGGUGGACUUCCGACGACCGACUUCCCAAGAUAACUCUUUCCCGGGUCUCCUGUUUCCCCUCUGAGGCUGAGGAGAGAUGGACGAGCUGGAUCCGUGCGACAGCGAUGCGGAGGGCUCGGAGUUGUCGGAUUCGUUCGACGACCGGCAGCUCACGGCGGCGGAGGUGGAAGGGGAUCCCGUGCCGGCGGUGGAGGGGCUCAGCAUCUCCGGCGAGGCACGCCCGGGGCGGUUCCUCCAAGUCUGCGGCUGGGCCAUUAAUGGAACAACUCGUUGUGAUUUCGCGUGGGCACGCUGCUCGGAAAGUGGAAAUUUCAGCUACAUAGAAGGUGAAAACAAAGCUACUUAUCUGGUUACUGCUGAUGAUGUUGAUUCAUAUCUAGCUAUUGAAGUCAUACCUGUUGGGAAUGGUGAACAGAUGGGUGAACCUGUUAGGAUCUUUGCCAAUGAACAUAGAAAAAUAUCAUGUGAUCCUGAAAUGCAAGAGCAAAUUGAGAGGAAUUUUUUUAUUGGGCAUUCGUCAUUUGAUGUUUUCUUAUCGGUUGGAUGUAACAAUACUUGGGUUACGGUUAAGUUAGUGAUUGAGAGGGAGGGUUUUUCCAUCAAGAAUAACAGGUCGCCUCGUAUUUCUGUCGAGGAGAAAUUUUCACCAAGCAUAGCUAUCACAAUUUCCAAUGGGCACUCUAGUGGAUUUUUAAUACAUUGUACUGAAGGGAGUGAAUCUCUCUUUCUGGCGACAGAAAGUAGCUUGUUGCGCGAUGUUAUUGUGCUCACCAUGAGAUUGUUUACUGUGAGGGUAUGAUAAUUAUCUCAUAAGGCAGUCAAGAAACAGGAACAGCGCUCCAUAAAGGCAGUCAAGAAACGGAGAAGGAUGAAGAGAUGCCUAUUCUUUUAGCAGUUAGAAGAAGUUUUUCAUGCCCAGUGGAACAUAUGUUGUAAUUAUGUAUCUACAUAAGAUACAGAAGCACUCUGGAUAUAGUUUUCUAAAUUUUCUUUCUGUUUUGAAUAGGAAAAAGGUCGUCUUUAUUAUUAUAAAAGCUGGAAUCCAAAGAUAAAUUUGAAUGUAAUCUAGAGACUUCUUAUUAAUAUCUGAACAAAUAAUCAUACCCUUGAGCUUCAACUCUCA
This is a messenger RNA of Phoenix dactylifera (date palm), 1284 nucleotides long. RefSeq lists its product as uncharacterized. The record is from RefSeq and is a predicted model, not a curated record. Gene Ontology annotation, cellular component: plasma membrane. NCBI's taxonomy places the organism in Eukaryota, Viridiplantae, Streptophyta, Magnoliopsida, Arecales, Arecaceae.